CUAGGUCUUUUUCUUUGUAUUGGCUGUCAGAGCGUAACUUUUCCAUAAACCAGACCUCGAACCAAAGGAAAGAACAUGGUGAAGUCAGUGGAUGACGAUUUGGGUACUAGUACUAGUUUAGGUUCCCAAACGAAAAUAAUAAUCUCCGAUGAGGAUUCUGUGCAAGUUGAGACAAAUCAAUUACUUACCGGAGAAGCCUCUGUUGUUAAUUCGAGUGAAAAGAAAAAGAAAGAGAGGAAGAAAGAAACUCGUCUCGGUAUCUCUGUAAAGAAAGAUGAAGACUUUGGGAAUUGGUAUUCUGAGGUUUGUAGAUUCGGUGAAUUGUUGGAAUACUACGAGCAGGUAAAGGGAUGCUACAUUCUCAAGCCAUCAGCAAUGAAGAUUUGGAAUGUUAUACGAAGGUUCUUCGAUGCUGAAAUCGAGAAGAUGGACGUGGAGGAAUACUAUUUCCCUAUGUUUGUAUCACGUGGUGCUCUUGAGAAGGAGAAGGAUCAUAUUAAAGGGUUUGCUCCAGAGGUUGCUUGGGUUACAAGAGCUGGUGAAUCUGAUUUGGAAACUCCAAUUGCUCUGCGUCCAACUAGUGAGACUGUGAUCUAUCCUUACUUGAGCAAGUGGAUAAGAGGACACAGAGAUCUCCCAUUGAAGAUUAACCAGUGGAAUAAUGUUGUUAGAUGGGAGUCUAGCGACACUACGCCAUUUGUCAGGAGCCGUGAGUUCCUUUGGCAAGAAGGACACACUGCUUUUGCUACCAAAGAAGAGGCAGAGCAAGAGGUGCUUGAUGUUUUGAACAUUUACAGCCGCGUGUAUGAAGAGCUUCUAGCAGUUCCUGUUAUUAAAGGUAUCAAGAGUGAGAAUGAAAAGUUUGCUGGUGCUUUUGAAACCAAAAGCAUUGAGGCUUUUAUCCCAAGCACUGGUCGUGGUAUACAAGCUGCAACGUCACAUUGUUUAGGACAAAACUUUGCACAGAUGUUUGACAUCACCUUUGAAGAUAAGAAAGGAAAGAGAUCCAUGGUGUGGCAGAAUUCUUGGGGAUUAAGUACCAGAUCGAUUGGAGUAAUGGUUAUGACUCAUGGAGAUGACAAAGGCUUAGUAUUCCCUCCAAAAGUGGCACCUGUUAAAGUUGUUGUGAUCCAGGUUCCCAUCAAAGGUGCUGUUGAUGACCAAGUACUCUUUGAUGCUUGUGAAGCUGUUGUAUCCACCUUGCGCGAGGCUGGAAUCCGUGCUAAAUCAGAUAAUCGCGACAACUAUUCUUGUGGCUGGAAGUAUGCAGAUCAAGAACUUAAGGGUGCUCCUUUGAGAAUUGAAAUUGGACCCAGAGAUUUGGCCAAUGAUCAGGUGAGAAUAGUGAGGCGUGACACUGGAGCUAAGAUGGAUGUCAAGAGAGGGGACUUGAUUGAACAAGCCAAGGACUUGCUCGAGAAAAUCCAGAGAAACCUCUAUGAUGUGGCGAAGAGAAAGUUGGAAGAAUGUACUCAAAAGGUUGAAACUUGGGAGGAAUUUGAGGAAGCUUUGAGACAGAAGAAACUAAUUUUAGCUCCAUGGUGUGACGAAGUUGAAGUAGAGAAGGAUGUGAGGAAGCGUAGCGGAAGUGAUGAAACAGGAGGAGGAGGAGCUAAGACUUUGUGUACUCCCCUUGAGCAGCCUGAACUAAGACAAGACACUCUAUGCUUUGCAUCAGGAAAGCCUGCAAAGAAGUGGAGCUACUGGGGAAGAAGUUACUAAUUAAGCUCUCUUCUUUUAGUCUCAUAAGCAAAAUUGGGACUCAUAUAUACUAUCAUGUAAUUUUAUUCUAAGUGGUUGGGUUA
Molecule: messenger RNA, 1805 nt
Organism: Camelina sativa (false flax)
Lineage: Eukaryota; Viridiplantae; Streptophyta; Magnoliopsida; Brassicales; Brassicaceae
Product: proline--tRNA ligase, cytoplasmic-like
Biological process (GO): prolyl-tRNA aminoacylation
Cellular component (GO): aminoacyl-tRNA synthetase multienzyme complex; cytoplasm
Molecular function (GO): proline-tRNA ligase activity; ATP binding
Source: RefSeq, a predicted model, not a curated record